CAACUCUCACCUGGAAAAGCAACCAACUACAAUCAACAUUCUAUGGGAUAAUCGACAAGUGAGUAAAAUUAUAGCCGGACCUCUUAGUACAGUGUAUUUAAAAGGGGAAUAAUAUUCUAUCAAUAGGAAUAAAAAUAAGGUCAGCAGCCAUGACUUUUCCAUCAUUUUGAAUAUACCUUAUUUGUUUCGGGAUUAAUUGGGGGUCGGAAAUCCUCUUGAAUUCAGAAACGGGAACCGGAGGAAGGUGCCGGUCUUUCAGAAAGCUGUGAAAAAUACCAACAUUUCUGCUGCCAAGAGCUCAAUAAGAAGUUUCAAAAAUUGUCUUGGAUGUUGCAGCUGUGGCUGCUAAGUAAUAAGACAUCUAUUAGUAUCUAGAUUUGUUAGACCAUUUAACAUAGUGUUUUAAACGAUGGGGUUAAUAGAUGAGGGUUAAGAAGCUAGUUAUAUUACUGUUGCUGUAACGCCUUCAAUUGUCGGUUACAGAGCAAACAUUAUUGAAUGUUAAUGUAAAGAGUUUAUUUGUUUUCUAGUAAACAUAUAGCGAUUGGUUAGUAAUCACUAAUAGAAAUUUUUCAUAAGUAUCAAAAAAGUAAACCUCUUUUUCAGUCUAUGUAAUAAGUAAACCAAGGAAAGGGAAAAUAUCUACAAUCAACAAGCCAUUGUUGCAGCAACAAAGCAACUGAAACUACAAUCAACAUUCAAUAAACUUGGGUAAUUUGGAAUUUAAUUCUCUGGGACACCUGUGGAUUACAACAAUCAACUCGAAACUUAUUAUACAAUGUAAAUAAAAAUUGAUAUGCAUACAUGAAGAUCAAGUGAAAUUCCAUUUAAAAUCAAUUUUAUUCGAAUAUUAAGUUUUUUGCUUUAAUUUGUCUGAAAGUAAAUAGACAUUCCAAAUUUAAGUUAAUAAAUUAAUAAUGAAUUGACUAGUGAUUUUUAAGAGAAAAAGAUAAGAUUUAAAAAAGGAAAGCCUUUCUUGAUAAAUUUUUGAACCACUUUAUGCCGUUUCAAUCAUAAAAACUUUUAAGAACACAUGACUGGUGAAGGCUCAAAGCCUCUGUUUCAACGCGACGACAUCGUUGUAAACCCUGAUAAUGUUGUAAGUAAUGUUGGUGCUCAUUUUGAAACGCAGCCUAAAGAUCGAAGUAACAACAGUAAAGAGGAGGUUGAAAAUCAAUGGCGCAAAGAACGUCACAAAUCGACAGAUUCCAGCAGCCCAGAACGAUUUCGUAAGCAUCAUUCUAGUAACAAAAGUGAACAUUCAAACAGCGGUAACAAUAUUACAACACGACACACAAAAACGCACCACCCUUCACAAGAGAAUCUUAACACAGCUUCAAAACGCCGUGACUCUUCACCACCAACUAACCGACGGCACAGAACGCCAGAGAAAGUUCCCUACUUCAUAGACGAGAUUAGAGAACGCGACCGCAUUCGACGUAAAUAUGGAAAGAGAUCUACAAAAUCACCGUCACCCCCAGUUAUGUCAUCCAAGUUUCGUCGCAGGCGGAGUUACUCAAGAUCAAUCUCUCGUUCAAGGUCUCAUUCUCCCGCAAGAAGUAAAAAUCGUACACAUGUUUAUGGCUCACUUUCACGACGCUCGUCUUCAGUGGAUCGUUACAUAGGCGGUGGUAGGAAGCGGCGUCGAGAAAAUUUACGCACCGAAAGAGACCGGGAUGGACAAUAUCGACAUCAUGGACACAGAUCGGAAGAACAGGAACGCUCACGUCGUGGUCGCAGCCCACGAGCACGUACCAGAUCUCGAACACGUUCAAGAGAACGUUCAAAGCAUGUUCGUGCACGAAAUGACGAGCGUAAUAAAAAUCUCCACGGCAAUCAUGAUGAGUUGACAAAUGCCGAGCUAAAUCAAAGAAAUUUAACGCAACCGCAAAUAAUAACAAUACCUGUGCCAGUUCCAGCGGAUUUCUUGAAUUAUGCAUAUUCCACUUGGCCAACUCAAACACAAUGGUCUCAUCCAAUGACGCCGCCUCCGCGAUAUGGUGCUCCGGCGUAUCAUAUGCCAACCAUUUUACCCGCAACUGUUAUGCCGCCAAUGCGACCUGCGUUACCGCCUUACGGCUUACCUCCUCAGCCUAUGCGUUACGGUGGACGUGGAUUAAGAUUUCCUCAGCAACAUGGGCCACGUCCGUGGCGUCCUAAUUUUCGCCCAAAAACACACAAAUAGUGGCUGAUAAAUUUAGAUUAUAGCUCUAAUCAUAUGCCUAGAUAAUAUCUAAGUAGCAUGUUCUCAAGUAUUUUCAUAUAUUACCACAACAACUAUAAGCGUCGUGAAGUAAAAAAGAUGAUAGUUUUAAUA
Messenger RNA from Ceratitis capitata (Mediterranean fruit fly), 2317 nucleotides. RefSeq names its product female-specific protein transformer. The transcript has 4 exons. The record is from RefSeq and is a predicted model, not a curated record. The coding region runs from base 1034 to 2185 and encodes 383 amino acids. Lineage: Eukaryota; Metazoa; Arthropoda; Insecta; Diptera; Tephritidae. Gene Ontology annotation, biological process: female sex differentiation; mRNA processing.